CUGGGCUGUAGCUCUAGCCCUGCUGUGUCUGGGUCUCUUUGGUCUUUGGCUCUGACUUCUUGACUUGGCUGUGAAGCUGCUCCCCGAGAUGUCUUGUCCUCAUUAUCCUCAGCAGGUCUUAUCCUAAAGUAAUUUCCCAACAUUGUUCUUGGGAGUGUGCCUAAGGAUUUAGACUUCCAGCUGCUCUCUCCUGACCUGGCAGCUUCUCAGAAACAAGGGACAGAAGAGAGAAGAUUGAGAAACAUGGACCUCCACAGGAUCUGUUAAGUAAUGGACCUUCAACUGGGAAUUCAGCAAUUCAUGUCUUUGCACAGUGGAACGUAAAGCCAGAUUUGUGUGAAUGAGGAUCUGUUCAUGUGUACUUUACCUAAACACAACUGGAAAGAAAGCAGGCAACUCAUGAAACAGGUGGAUAUUUGCUGUUUUCCACUUAAGCAAUAGUGGGAAUAGCAUUAAAUUUCAGACAUAAAUUGGUCAAAGGCAAAACAGAGAUACCAGCACUUACAAGUGAGCAUCAGUUUUAUACUGUCAUUAAAGUGAAGCUGGAAUCAGAUGGAACAAGCUGCAAACUGGGCAUGUGCAGACUCUGCCCUCUCCUGUAUUUAAAUGGAAGCCGCUGCUGCUGCCCUUUGCUGAGCUGAUGGACUGAAGCAAUCUGAAGCUCUAGUGAGAAACUCUGCACUGCAUCUCACACCAUUCCAAAGAAUCCAAUAACCUGCUUCACACACACAAAGGUAAAGUGGCUGGCUUAAAUUCAGAGGACAGCUCUUCUGUCUUGGUUUUUGCUUAGAUUUUGUUCACCUGAAUAAUCAGCCCAAUCAGAAGAGGAUCUUUUUUUCCCUCUGAGGACACCAAGAGCACCAAAACUGUGGAGUCCCACAAUGCAUGGAAUGACUCAGAAGCCAAUGCCUACACACGGAUGGAUCUGCUUCUUAGAGCCCCAACAGGUGGAAAUCCCCAUAAUUUCUGUAAUAAUCUGAAAGUGCAGUGGAGUGCUUAUGUAAAUGUUAAAAGAGUUACGUGCAGUUGCCCAAGAAAGUUUUUUGGAAGGUUUUCUCAGAAGAUGACAGUGCAAGAUGCUCCUCGUGCCUUUCCCACAGUGGAUGUUCCAGACCAUGCCCAUUAUACAAUUGGAGUUGUCAUCCUUCUAGUGGGGAUUACAGGAACUCUGGGUAAUUUCCUGGUCUUCUAUGCUUUCUGCAGGAGUAGGAGCCUUCAGACUCCAGCCAACAUACUCAUCAUCAAUCUAGCUGUUAGUGACUUCCUGAUGUCCAUUACACAGUCUCCAGUAUUUUUCACCAGCAGCCUCUACAAACACUGGAUUUUUGGUGAGAAAGGCUGUGAGCUGUAUGCCUUCUGCGGAGCUCUUUUUGGCAUUACAUCUAUGAUCACUUUGAUGGUGAUUGCCUUGGACAGAUAUUUUGUCAUCACUAAACCUCUGGCUUCUGUUGGAGUGACGUCAAAGAAGAAGGCCCUAAUAAUCCUGGUAGGAGUCUGGCUGUACUCUUUGGCUUGGAGUCUCCCACCCUUCUUUGGAUGGAGUGCAUAUGUUCCUGAGGGUUUGCUGACUUCCUGCUCCUGGGACUACAUGACUUUCACCCCAUCAGUCCGUGCCUACACCAUGCUGCUUUUCUGCUUUGUCUUUUUCAUUCCUUUGAUUGCUAUCAUAUACAGCUAUGUCUCUAUCUUUGAGGCUAUCAAGAAGGCCAACAAGUCUAUUCAGACAUUUGGAUGCAAACGUGGAAAUAGAGAGUUCCAGAAACAGUAUCAGAGGAUGAAAAAUGAGUGGAAGAUGGCCAAAAUUGCACUGAUCGUCAUUUCGUUUUUUGUCAUUUCCUGGUCACCAUACUCUGUUGUUGCUCUGGUAGCUUUUGCUGGGUAUUCCCAUGUCCUAACACCAUUCAUGAACUCCAUACCAGCUGUGAUUGCCAAAGCUUCUGUCAUCCAUAACCCCAUCAUUUAUGCCAUCACUCACCCCAAAUACAGAAGAGCCAUUGCAAUGUAUGUUCCUUGCCUUGGGCCCCUACUGAGAGUUUCUCCUAAAGACUCACGGUCCUUCAGCAGUUACCACUCCUCCAGACGAGCGACCGUAACCAGCCAGUCUUCUGAGAUAAGUGGGCUGCAGAAAGGAAAAAGGAGACUGUCUUCUCUCUCUGACAGUGAAUCAGGCUGUACUGAAACAGAAACUGAUACUCCCAGUAUGUUCUCCAGACUUGCCAGAAGACAAAUUUCCUACGAAACAGAUAAAGACACAACUCAGACUAGUGACAUAAGAGCCAAAGUGACAAGCCAGGAUUCUGGGAAUUGUGGGAAGACAGCUGUAGAUGCUGAUGACAUAUUGAUGGUGGAAUUGAAUGUCACAGAGUACAUGGCUACACCUACUCAAACAUCUAAAGCAUGCAGCUUGGAGGAAAUCAAGGUCAGUUUUUGAAAUAUGCCAUGUCACCUAUUCAGUAAGAUGUUGCUGUAUUAGUGUCUGUUUCUUCUUCAUCUAACACAGCUACAGCAUAUGGGUAAAAAUAUCUGACAUCUCUCACGAGUGAGUCAACUUGCCUUAAUUCUCAUCAGACAUGGAAAUAAAAGCAAAGAGCUGACAGAUGAAAACAAGGCAGUGCUAAACCCAAUGUAAUACAAUCACCUUAAAUUGUCUCUUUAUUAUUAGCAAUGAUCCUUAUGAGCUAUUGUGAGCCUCAUCCUCACUGAUUUUUUGGUACUGUGCAAGUGACAGCUAACACUGCUUAUUGUCAAAAAAUGCUAGUUAAUCUUUCCCUCAAUUUUUACCUCAUUAUGUAGUUUGCUUCCCCCUUCAAAUUAUCCAUGCUGUUAACACUGCACUUUACAUCACCUCUUGCCCAAUGACCCUAAGUAGACCCUCUUUAUGGAGAAACUCUUUACCCAAUUGAAUUCAUAGGCUGUCUGAGCAUAUUCACAGUAUUUCUGUUCAUAGCUGAAUGUGCUGUCAUUAGCCUGGUCUUUCUUCAAAGCAGACCAACACUUAAGUAGCAAACGCAAAGUCUUUAAUGCUUUAGUACAUUGGCUUGUUUAACAGGGUUGGUUUUGGGUUUUUUUUUCAUAAGUUAUUAAUUAAAUACUUUUUAAAAUGUUCAGAUCUACUUUUUCCUCCAGCAUUUAAGUUUGCUUUUCAGUCAGCCAUGGGGAGUAGCAAAGUGUUAAAUAUAUGUCAUUUUUAAUAGAUGACUCAAUGAGAUCUCCUUGUAGAUGUUUGUGUUGUCCAUUUCUUGUAAAUCUUUGCAUCCUUUAGAAAAGUACAAGCCUGAACAAUAUUGGACAAAGAAAAGGAGAGUCUCUCCAGGGAUCAUCUUCAGCCCAGAUACCCAGUAUUACAAUAACAUGCAGCAGUGUCCAAGGAGUAGAGCUGCCUUCUAGAUACAACUCUGGUUUCCUGUACCCCAAAUCCAGCAGUCACAAGCAGAACAAGAAGUCCAGCAGUUGAGUGGUGCAAGACAGAAUAUCACCUCAGCCAACAGCUCUGGAACAGCUGUGGACUGUCUGAAUUCAGAAUACCUUCCUAGAUUGGUCUGAAAU
Molecule: messenger RNA, 3546 nt
Organism: Passer montanus (Eurasian tree sparrow)
Lineage: Eukaryota; Metazoa; Chordata; Aves; Passeriformes; Passeridae
Gene: OPN4
Product: opsin 4
Exons: 15
Coding region: 920-2431 (503 amino acids)
Biological process (GO): visual perception; G protein-coupled receptor signaling pathway
Cellular component (GO): membrane
Molecular function (GO): G protein-coupled receptor activity
Source: RefSeq, a predicted model, not a curated record